Molecule: messenger RNA, 404 nt
Organism: Rotaria sordida
Lineage: Eukaryota; Metazoa; Rotifera; Eurotatoria; Philodinida; Philodinidae
Source: the annotation of a GenBank genome assembly
UAAUUGAUAGUGAUCGAUUGCAUUUUGUAAAAUCAUUGAUGGAAUUAUCAAAUUUGGUUUACGAACAAUGAUUAUUUCAAUUGAAAGUUCAUUUCCAUUUUUAUCAAAAAAUUAUUAAUGAUAUUGAAGUUGAGAUAUUUUUAUUUGAUUGAGAUUUUGAAUUAUGAUGUGAAGCUAAUGGUUUCAUUAUUGACUUUGAAUUAUUCAAAUAAGAAAAGACAAAAACAUCAAAUAAAUGUGAAUUGAAAUUAUUUCGAUUUGAUUUAAAAUUUUAUGAAAUAUUUAGUAGUGCAUUUUCAAUUGGUGUUAUUUAUUUAUUUGAAAGUGAUUCAAUUGAUCGUAUUUCUAGUGAUACAAAUACUUCAGAUGUAUUCAUAAUUAAAACUUGGCAAAUGUUUAAAUGA